Molecule: messenger RNA, 1508 nt
Organism: Neurospora hispaniola
Lineage: Eukaryota; Fungi; Ascomycota; Sordariomycetes; Sordariales; Sordariaceae
Product: protein serine/threonine phosphatase 2C
Exons: 2
Coding region: 125-1501 (458 amino acids)
Biological process (GO): protein dephosphorylation
Molecular function (GO): protein serine/threonine phosphatase activity
Source: RefSeq, a predicted model, not a curated record
GCACGUCCAGCUUGGGGCAUACCAAUCACGUCUUUCCAUCGCCUGUUCCCCCUGGCCGAUUGAAAGAGUUUCCACCACCCCCAACCCCCUCCGCAGCCUGGGCAAUUGACCGUCCGACCAAGCAAUGGCGUCCCUUAGCGCUCUCCGCAUGCUGUCGGCCCCAUGUCAUACAGCCCGCCUGCGGCUGGCGAGGUCCUCGACCCUGAUCAUCAGCCCUACCUCCAGCAGCGCGUCGUACCGCUUCAGCCAUAUCAAUAACUAUAACCGACCCGCCGUCGACGGCAUGCGAUAUCUGAGCACAUUACCUCCGAGAGUGGGACGACGGAUUGUCCACCAGCUCAUGACACAAGCUCCAUACUCGACGGCCGCCGAGCAGCCUGCCUCCGGAUCCGGUACCAAGUUCGUCUACAACAUCGCCGCCUCGUACGUUGGCAAGGGCCUCCCCUUCAACCCGUCCACCCACGUCUUCCACUUCAACCCCUACCACCGAGUGUCGAAGCCCGGCAAGAAGGCAAAGUCGGCGCGCCCAGAGUCCGGCCAGGAUGCCUUCUUCGUUAGCCGUGUAGGGAACAGGCCUGGCGAGGUUGCGCUGGGCGUAGCCGACGGUGUGGGCGGCUGGAUGGACAGCGGUGUCGACCCUGCGGACUUUUCGCAUGCCUUCUGUGACUAUAUGGCGGCUGCCGCAUACGAGAACGACAGGCAGCCCACCAAGAUUGCAUCAGCGGCGGCUAACGGACCAGCGGCGCCUGCUGGUGGUGAAGAGAACAUCAGUGAUGAUGCUCCGCUAACGGCACGCUCGCUGAUGCAAAAGGGAUACGAGGCUGUUUGCCAUGACCCGACUAUCAAGGCUGGUGGCAGCACGGCUGUGGUUGGCAUGUUGGAUGAGAGCGGCACGAUGGAGGUUGCGAACCUUGGCGACAGCGGCUUCGUAAUACUCAGGCUCAACGGGGUGCACACCGCCAGUGAACCCCAGACACACGCAUUUAACACCCCUUUUCAGCUCAGCGUGGUUCCGCCUAGUAUGUUGCUCCGCGCUGCGACCUUUGGCGGGGGACUGCUUAUCGAUCAGCCCCGCGACGCCGAUGUGACCCGCCACAAGCUGAAGCAUGGAGACGUUGUCGUCUUUGGAAGUGAUGGUCUUUGGGACAACCUGUUCAACCAGGACAUUCUCCGUCUGGUCAGCAGCACAAUGCAGAAGCUCGGCGCUUGGAAGGGCACCGACGCUGGGGUCCAGGUCGCCGAGGACCUGACUCCCUUCACCAAGCUCGACAGCGACGACAAGCCCAUUUUCACGCUGCAGAGCUUCAUUGCCACGCAUAUUGUCAGCGCCGCCAAAUCGGCGAGCAUGAACGCGAAGUUGGACGGCCCGUUCGCCAAGGAGGUCAAGAAGUACUACCCCCAGGACGCGUGGCACGGCGGCAAGGAGGACGAUAUCUGUGUGGUCGUCGUACUUGUUUCUGAGGAACCGGCGGACAUGGCGACGCCGAAGCCACGCCUCUAGAAUGGAA